AUUUUAGUGAAAAGGGGGGGGGGAGUAAAAUUAUAAUGUGUUUUUUCUGUUCAUUUAUUUCAUUAUGCAUUUUCUCACUUCUAACUUUUUCAUACGUAAAGUUUUAAAUCUUGAAUUGAUUCUCUAAAAUACUCCUAAAUUUUAAGAAUGGAAAAUUGCGUGUGAUAAAUCAAAUCACACAACGAAUGCUUUUGAUAGGAGAAUGUUUUUCUGGUAAAUAAGUUAACCCGGCCUGACCUGACGAAAAUUUAAAAUUCCGCUCAUAUUUUAGCGACAACUACAUAAAAAAGGUGACGGUAGAAGUUAAAUAUUUCUAGAAUAUACAAAAUUACCAAUUAAAGUGAUCGAAAAAAAACAAUUACCUAAUUUAGAUGGAAUUUGAAAAUUUGCCUUCUUCACCUUUAGACAUAAGCAUGGCUAAGAAUUACGAUCAUCUUUUUAAAGUUAUAUUAAUCGGUGAUGCUGCAGUUGGAAAAACUUGUAUUUUAUGUCGGUUUGCUCAUGAUGAAUUUAAACCUACACAUCUUUCUACUAUAGGAAUUGAUUUUAAAAUGAGAACCUUUACUGUCGAUGGUAGCAGAAUACGAAUUCAAAUGUGGGAUACAGCAGGGCAGGAGAGAUAUGAAACUAUUACAACUCAAUAUUAUAGAAGAGCUCAGGGCAUAAUGUUGGUUUAUGAUAUCACAAGAAGGAAAACAUUUGAAAACAUACAGAAAUGGAUACAUUAUGUAGAAGAGCAUGCUGGCAAUGAAGUGAAGACAGUCAUGGUUGGCAACAAAUGUGACAUAGAAGAAUCAAAACGUGAAGUAUCUUAUAGAGAGGGUGAAAAGUUAUCUCAAAAAUAUGGUAUACCAUUCCUUGAAACAAGUGCUUUCUCUAAUGUUAAUAUUGAAAAGGCAUUUACAGAAAUGUGUCAGUUAAUAUUGAGAAAUGUCAAUGCUGGUGUUGAAACUCAGAAUGAUCGAAAGCCAUCUGAAGCAGCAAUUAUUCUUAAUGCAAAUCAACCAAGUGGAGCUGAAGAACCCAGUUCUUGUUGUUUGUUUAGAUGAGUGAUGAAAUGUGUUGUAAAAGAUCAUUUCAAUGAAAACAAAUGUUUUUUACUGAAACAUUUGCAAUGCAGUUGAGUUGUGAGACAGUCAUACUUAAGUGUUACAACUUUUACCACAAAAUUGAGAACAAGUAGUGUGUUUAAACAGGCUUUUGUUGUAAUGCUUGACUUGAGUUUUUGUAAUUUGAUAUAUUUCAUCAAUCAGAUAACAUUAAAAUAUUCUUGACUUAAAAUGUCAAGUUUAGAUUUAAA
This is a messenger RNA of Xenia sp. Carnegie-2017, 1300 nucleotides long. RefSeq names its product ras-related protein Rab-13-like. Gene Ontology annotation, molecular function: GTPase activity; GTP binding. The record is from RefSeq and is a predicted model, not a curated record. The coding region runs from base 372 to 1049 and encodes 225 amino acids. The transcript has 8 exons. NCBI's taxonomy places the organism in Eukaryota, Metazoa, Cnidaria, Anthozoa, Malacalcyonacea, Xeniidae.